Molecule: messenger RNA, 4509 nt
Organism: Oncorhynchus nerka (sockeye salmon)
Lineage: Eukaryota; Metazoa; Chordata; Actinopteri; Salmoniformes; Salmonidae
Gene: gxylt1b
Product: glucoside xylosyltransferase 1b
Exons: 7
Coding region: 1416-2711 (431 amino acids)
Biological process (GO): protein O-linked glycosylation via N-acetylgalactosamine
Molecular function (GO): UDP-xylosyltransferase activity
Source: RefSeq, a predicted model, not a curated record
CUGGAUAUGAACCAGGAUUCUAGACUUUAACAGCUUGUCCUGGAUAUGAACCAGGAUUCUAGACUUUAACAGCUUGUCCCGGAUAUGAACUAGGGUUCUAGACUUUAACAGCUUGUCCUGGAUAUGAACCAGGGUUCUAGACUUUAACAGCUUGUCCUGGAUAUGAACCAGGAUUCUAGACUUUAACAGCUUGUCCUGGAUAUGAACCAGGGUUCUAGGGAACGUAUGUUUGGAUGGUCAUUGAUGACCAAUAAUGGGUAAGUAGUGAAAGUAAUUCUUGGCACAGUGUUUGACCGACACAAUUGGCCUGAUGGACAGUAUUCACACCUUGACUUUUUCCUCAUUUUGUCACAAAGUGGGAUUUGUUGUUGUCAACGAUCUAGAUAAGUAUUCAACCCCCCUGAGUCAAUACAUGUUAGAAUCCCAUUUCUUCCUCUCUGGCGACUGAGUUAGGAAGGAGGCCUACAUCUGUGUAGUGACUGGGUGUAUUGAUACACCAUCCAAAGUGUAAUUAAUAACUUCACCAUGCUCAAAGGGAUAUUACAUUUCUGUUUUUUUAUUUGAUUUUUUACCCAUCUACCAAUAGGUUCCCUUCUUUGAGAGGCGUUGGAAAACAUCCCUAAACUUUAUGGUUGAAUCUGUGUUUGAAAUUCACUGCUCGACUGAGGGACCUUUCAGAUAAUUGUAUGUGUGGAGUACAGAGAUGAGGUAGUCAUUCAAAAAUCAUGUUAACAACUGUUAUUGCACACAGAGUGAGUCCAUGCAACUUAUUAGAUGACUUGUUAAACACAUUAUUUUACUCCCGAACUGAUUUAGGCUUGUCAUAACAGGGUGGUUGAAUACUUAUUGACUCAAGACAUUUUAGCUUUCAUUUUUUAAAUUCCACUUUGACAUUGUGGGGUAUUGUGUGUAGGCCAGUGACACAACAUCUCAAUUUAAUCCAUUUUAAAUUCAGGCUGUAACACAACGAAAUGUGGAAAAAGUCUAGGGGUGUGAAUACUUUCUGAAGGCGCGGUAGGUAGAGUAGAUCUUUCCUUUGUCUGGCCCUCCGGUGGCUACCGAGGAUGAAAAGCCAGCCUUUUUACAUACCGAUAGCGCCAUCUAGUGGAUAACCUAUAACCCACAUCAAAUACAAUGCCGUUUCGUUUAUUACAGGUCUACAAUUAAAACAUAUCAGUAAUAUCAGAAGGAUGCUCUGAUAUUUCAUCAUGAAUGUGGUUUUGAAAAGUAUAUUUAUUGUGUAGCCUACUUCUCAGAGUCACACACAGACCGGGAAAGGGAUUCACUGUUAUUUAUACCCCUCCCUUCCCCCAAUGGUUCUCCCAGAACAGUGUCUUGCCUGCAGUGUGAAUGGUAGCAGCCAGCUUCGUUCUGUGUCAUGACUUGGAGUUCUGAAAGCACUUUUACUUUGAAUAAUGCGCCGUUACAUUCGUGCAUUCCUCGUGUGCAUGUUGUUUGCCGUAUUCUCGGCCUUGUACGUGUAUAGUAAACUAUUUUAUUCAGAUCUGUCGGUCGGAGGAGGAGGACUGGGUGAGAAGACUUUCCUCCAUCGAGCCGCGGACUCUAAGCGAAGCGACAUUGGACAAGAAACCAGGCGAGGCCCAGACGAAACAGACCCAGGCGAUCAACCCUGGUACACUGGGGACAUCCUGAGGAAAGCAGAGGGCCGUGUGAGGACUGCUGCAGCCAUGCACCUGGCUGUCGUGGCCUGCGGACAGAGACUACAGGAGACUCUCACCAUGCUGAAGUCUGCUGUUAUGCUCAGCAUCAAACCACUGUGCCUACACAUCUUCGCUGAAGACCAGCUGCACGCCAGCUUUAUAGAGGCUUUGGAGUCGUGGCCAGGUUCGUUCCGCUCCAGGUUGAACUACACUCUGUACCCCAUCACUUUCCCCCGUGAGAAUGCUGGAGAGUGGAAGAAGCUCUUCAAACCAUGUGCUUCUCAGAGACUAUUCCUACCUCUCAUCCUAAAGAAAGUGGAUUCUCUAGUCUACGUCGACUCGGACAUCUUGUUCCUCCAGCCUGUAGACGCUCUGUGGUCCCUGCUAGCUCACUUCAACGCUACCCAGCUGGCCGCCAUGGCGCCGGAGCACGAGGAGCCGCGCAUCGCCUGGUACAGCCGCUUCGCCCGCCACCCCUACUAUGGCAGGACGGGCAUCAACUCUGGAGUCAUGCUCAUGAACAUGACACGCAUCAGGGCCACAUACUUCAAGAAUGACAUGACGUCACUGGGUCUGAGGUGGGAGGAGCUGCUGAUGCCCCUAUUGCAGAAAUAUAAACUAAACAUGACCUGGGGAGACCAGGACCUGCUCAACAUCAUCUUCCAUCACAACCCUGAGUGUCUGUUGGAAGUCCCCUGCCACUGGAACUACCGUCCAGACCACUGUAUCUACGGCAGUAACUGUGGCUCCGCGGAGGAGGAGGGUAUCUUUAUCCUGCACGGGAACAGAGGAGUGUACCAUGACCUCAAACAGCCUGCCUUCAGGGCCGUCUACGACGCCAUACGACAGUACUCAUUUAGGGAGGAUCCUGUGAGCUCUCUGCUGGUCCCACUGGAAGAAGAGCUGUUGAAGACGACCCGUUCAUACUGUGGUAAAUCACAUGUUCUGUUUACUAAGAGACUGGCUCACAGCCUGGCCAACGUCAACAGAGAUGCUCAGCGUCCACAUGGACGGGAGUCUGAAGUCCUGGGCCUCCAGGCUGUCCUAUAGUGUUGUCAUGUUCAGAGAGGUGAUAGCCUGGGUUCUGUUCAUUAGAGCACACUGUAGCAAAACUUUUUGCAACGGAUAACUAAAAUGGGCGUUUCUUAUUGGACAAGUUGAGCUAGUGCCUACUCUGUUUCAUUUUGUCGUCUUCUGUUUCAUGACUACUUGGCACCUACAGCUACAUGGCUGAAUGAAUUCAUUUAUACAUUUUAUUUAACUGGACAAGUCGGUUAAGAACAAAUUUUAAUUUUACAAUAUCAGCCUACCCCGGGAAAACCCUCCCCUAACCCGGACGAUGCUGGGCCAGUUGUGGGCCACCCUAUGGGACUUCCGAUCACAGCCGGUUGUGGGCCACCCUAUGGGACUCCCGAUCACGGCCGGUUGUGAUACAGCCCGGAAUCAAAUCAAGGUCUGUAGUGACGCCUCUAGCAUUGAGAUACAGUGUCUUAGACCACUUCGCCACUCGGGAGGAAGAGACGAGAUGGAUGUUGGUGACUUCAUAUGCAGGAGAUACAUACUGUGUGAAGAAUGAUGUCGCUGUCAUCACUACAGAUCCCAUAUCUUGUUCAGCGUUUCUCUGGUCAUAGUCAUCUGUAUAGGAGGCUAUAUGACAUUUCCAAUGCUGACGAGGCUCUUCUUUAAUAGUGCUGUCUGCUGUAUUCAAGAGGCCUUGCUCUCCAUAUUGGAGAAUGUGGUCUUAUCCGGCCUGCAGAACAUGACUAAACUCAAUCAGUCUUCCUAAGCUAGAUGGUACCUCUCCUAUUGACAAAGAGCUACUCUGAGGCCUCUGCCAUAAUGUGGACAGCAUAGUGCCAUGGGAGAAGAAGGAGGCACAGACAGGAAGCUGUUUUGGAGUUUGCUUGAUCGAAAAUGCACUUUUUUCAAUGGCAGUCUUUCCCCUUUCUAUUUUAAGAUAAGAGGAACAAGAUACGGAUUAAUGUGAGUUCUGGAUGUUUACAGUUUAUUGUCGUUCUUUAGUUUUUGUGUCAAUUUGUUUACUUUGGAAAUAGUUACAACCAGUACUUCUCUUUGUGUGUUAUUUUGUUUGUGAAGGUUUUAUUAGAUGUGGUAUGGAUGAAGCCUUCCGUACUUUCUGCACUGAUCUGUUUCAGACACAUUGUCAGACAUUUAUAAAAGUCUUUAUUACUCUGAUGUCAAUUCCCUCCUUUAAACAUGCUGGAACAUUGUCUUUGAAAAACCACUUUACUCUGCAGUCAGUCAGUUUUCAUGUGUUGUUCAGACGACAGAUCGUCUUCGGUACAUUCAUUUGCGUUGUGUUUAUAGCUAAUGCCAAAGUUUUUUUGCACUGUUGAAUGUUUAUUUGAAACAUUGACCGUCAAAACAAACAACUUCCUUCUGUCUGUCAUAGAAUGAUCUUGAAGAUGUUUAGUCAUUUGUACAAUGCAUAUCUUCCUAAUGAUUACUUUGUGUAUUUUAUUAUGUGUAAACAGGUAACUGCAGUAUAUUUUGUAGCAGAAAGGUAGUACUCCCCUUUUUGUAUAUGUCUGUCACUGUAUCUUAACCAACACGUAAUGUAUUCUGUUAAAUCCAGUAGUACACAAUUUGAUAGCUUGCCACCAGAUGGCAGUAUUGCUGCAUCAUGAACAGCAGUUAGCUGGACGAGAGGAGAGACUGUCAGGUUCACCUAUUACAUUGAGGGGGAUUCAUGACUAAAUGUGGGACAAAUAUACACCGUUAACUAAAUGUAUGCCGUCAAAAUAUCUAUGCAGCAAUAAUGUUAUGGGGCGCUGCCUGUGUGGUUCAGAUGGGAGUCAAUCUAUCAAUAAAUCAAGUAUAAAUUCUU